AUGGGGGCCAUCACCAUCAGCCCCGAAGACUAUUUGAUUGGAGUGCUAAAUUUUAAUUUCCAGUCAAUCAUCAUCUACGUGCCCAUGCCCAAACUGAAGGCCUUCCAGAAGAUCCAGAUCCGUCUGGUACGAGAGCUCGAAAAGAAGUUCAGCGGCAAGCACGUCGUGUUCAUUGGUGACCGCAAGAUCCUGCCCAAGCCUAGCCACAAGACGCGUGUUGCGAACAAACAGAAGAGGCCACGAUCAAGGACCCUAACGUCAGUCUACGACGCCAUCCUCGAGGACCUGGUGUUCCCCGCUGAGAUCGUCGGCAAGCGCAUCCGCAUCAAGCUGGAUGGCUCGCAGCUCAUCAAGGUCCACCUAGACAAGAACCAGCAGACUACUAUUGAACACAAGGUCGACACCUUCCAGUCUGUGUACAAGAAGCUGACGGGACGCGAAGUGACCUUCGAGUUCCCUGAACCCUACUUGUAAACUAGAUUAUGACUUUACAAUAAAACAAAAUCCAUA
Molecule: messenger RNA, 510 nt
Organism: Leguminivora glycinivorella
Lineage: Eukaryota; Metazoa; Arthropoda; Insecta; Lepidoptera; Tortricidae
Gene: RpS7
Product: 40S ribosomal protein S7
Exons: 4
Coding region: 1-474 (157 amino acids)
Biological process (GO): rRNA processing; ribosomal small subunit biogenesis; translation
Cellular component (GO): ribosome; small-subunit processome; 90S preribosome
Molecular function (GO): structural constituent of ribosome
Source: RefSeq, a predicted model, not a curated record